This is a messenger RNA of Cottoperca gobio, 2658 nucleotides long. RefSeq names its product zinc finger and BTB domain-containing protein 18. Gene Ontology annotation, biological process: regulation of transcription by RNA polymerase II. The record is from RefSeq and is a predicted model, not a curated record. The transcript is spliced from 4 exons. NCBI's taxonomy places the organism in Eukaryota, Metazoa, Chordata, Actinopteri, Perciformes, Bovichtidae. Gene Ontology annotation, molecular function: DNA-binding transcription factor activity, RNA polymerase II-specific; protein binding; RNA polymerase II cis-regulatory region sequence-specific DNA binding. Bases 1078 to 2514 code for a protein of 478 amino acids.
GGCUUCUGCUAAUAGCCUUUGUGUGAAGGCGGGGAGGACUCGUCUCGGUUAGGCUGCUGAUUAGCAACAAACAGAAGGUUACGAGUUUAAAGAAUUGGACAAUUUGACCGCCAUACUGGCUUUACGGCAACGAGAGCGUUAUGAACUAUGUCGGGUGUCUAACCGGAGCUUGUUGGGCCGCUUUUGAGGGGACCUGGCGGUGAUUUGCAACAUUUCUGGCUGAUAGCGGAGACAACCUCGCGUUUAGGUCGUUGGUUCAAGUGGCGAUGCUGAGCUGAUAGCUGCGUCAUCAUGUUGCUUCCGAAUCGAGUUGGCGAAAAGAAAUCUCAAGUUAACGCCGGAGGUGAGGCUGCCCACCGCCAUCCAUCCCCAGAGGGCCACUCCCGACCCCUGAGAUAGAUGGAAGACGGACUGCUGGUGAGCGGUUUGCGGUGAUCGCCUAUUUACGUGGUCGCUGUGAAACUAGUGACUUUAUAUCACUUGGCUCGGCGCUGUUGGCGCGAUACUCUCCUGGUUGAAUAGAUUAUAUACACUCGGAUGGACAGUGAAACAUAUCUAUUGAUGUUGCGUAACGUAUAUUUUUUACCAAAUGCUUCCCUAACAGAAAGUGGAAGUAGAUUGAUAGCUUAGGGAUGUUAGCCACAACUGUUUUGGAGAGUGAGAAGUGAUGACAGCUAGGCUACAAAGCAGGACCCUCCAAUGAAAUGCUGCUGAAGCCCAUCUUCUUUAGCGCCAGUUGAGAAAAACAAGCUUUUGUAUAAGACAUAAUGAGAGACGUUGCGGUUCAUUUGAGCUAAUAGGCUAGUUUGUAGCCGUCCACUGGGAUAUGUUGGACUAUUAGCAGGGUGUCAAAGAGUGUUUUUCCGGGAAUUAUUGUUAAAACGGUGGUCUGUUGUCUUCUGUCACUGUAUCCACGUGGACUUUGUUUCAGGUCGGUGGGUAAAGUUAGGCUUUGAGCCCCCCGCGGUGACCCGACCGAGCAAAACAGGACUGAUUACUUCAGAGCGGGAGCAGCUGUGGUGCUUCUCAGCCUGGACAAACUUACAUAUUUUACUCUAGAAUAUAAAAGCGGAUAAAAUGGCCGGCGACUGCACCCACACCAAUGCUCAUUACGUGAAGGUAGAGACGUUUUGUCCGUCCAAACCCUGGUCGGAUGGAGACCGGGAGAGAGCCAGAGGGAUGGAGCCAGCCGGGAACUCGAAAGGGCGUGGACUUGCACCGUGGUCACCCAACUUUGAGAUGAUAGACGGACUGUUGUAUCGCAAGAAGCUGGAAAAGGGCUUCAUCAACUAUCGUGAGGUUUUGGAUGAGGACCGGCGACAUGAGGCCCUCUCCACCUUUCACCUUCGGCGGCUUGGCCAGCAUCACCUCUCCCUGGAGGAGACCUACAAAUGUGUGGCUGAAAACUACUGGUGGGAAGGGAUGUACUUCCAGAUCAGAGAUUUUGUCCUGGGCUGUCUGGAGUGUCAGAGCCAGCGCACCAAGAAAACUGAGGGGCUGGGUGGCAGAGGAUGUGUCACAAAGACGAUGGUGUCACACAGCGCUGACAUGCUGCACAAACUGAGGAGUCAGCGGGAGGCAGGGCUUUUCUGUGACAUUACACUGCGGACCAACGGGCGAUCCUACUCUGCCCACAGAGCUGUCUUGGCAGCCGUCAGCGAUCACUUUCAGGAAAUCUUCACAGAAAUGGACUCUGGCAUGAAAGCAGACAUAGAUCUCACUGGUUUUAGUGAGGACAGCCUUCUGUCUCUGCUGGAUUUCUCCUACUCCUCCACUCUGUGUGUUCGCCAAGAGGACCUACCUGAAGUCAUCGCCAUGGCCCGCCACCUGGGCAUGUGGCCUGCAGUUGAAGCCUGCUCCGCUCUCAUGAAAGAGCAGGAGCAGAAACUCCAUCCUGGCAAGGACUUCACCUCAGCCUGUGCUGGCGAAUGUCAUGAGCGUCUCCGGCAGCAGAGGGUGGGCAAAAGGAAAAGGGUUUCGGAAUUCGAGGACUGUAUGAACGACGGCUUCAGUCUAAUGCUGGAUGCAUCAAAUGAGUCUUUAGAAGGAAGUCCAAGGCGCAAUCUGCGAAGAACACCAAAAACCCAAUGUCAUAAUGGUCUCCCUCUGAGCCCCUCGCACAGGAUGAAGCUCAUGGACUUCAAAUCUCCCUCUUCCAAGAAAGCUACCACACCUCGACACACCGUAGCCACCCCACAGUCACAGAGUUACUCGCGCAUAUCGCCAUCAAACACCCGUCUUCUCCGCUCCACUCCUGGGGCCGCCAAGGAGGUUCAGAGAUUGCUACCCAUGCCUGAGAGCCCUCGACGAACCAGAAAACUUCACUCUGUCAACCAGCUUUCACGCACCUCAAUAUCAAGGGCUACAAAGAUCGCUGUGUGCAGUCCUGUGAGGAUAAAGCAGGAAGUAGAGGAGGUUGGAGAGGAUGAACAGGAUUAUGAGAGAGCACAGGAGAAGUACAAGCUGAUGAAUGUUCUUGGGUUACAGAGGACCUGCCCUCCUCCCCAGACCUGAAGAUCUGAUUGGCUGGAGACAGAAGAAACGACUGAGGAAGCUGAAGGCUAACAACUAUUCACUGACAAAGCGCCGGAAACCACGCCCUGUCUCCCCAGGACUGCCAUUUAGGGCUGUGACACUGUCACUUCCUCUCUGUAACCC